This is a messenger RNA of Gloeophyllum trabeum ATCC 11539, 1347 nucleotides long. RefSeq lists its product as uncharacterized. Gene Ontology annotation, cellular component: microtubule; cytoplasm; nucleus. Lineage: Eukaryota; Fungi; Basidiomycota; Agaricomycetes; Gloeophyllales; Gloeophyllaceae. The coding region runs from base 1 to 1347 and encodes 448 amino acids. The transcript is spliced from 11 exons. Gene Ontology annotation, molecular function: structural constituent of cytoskeleton; GTP binding. The record is from RefSeq and is a predicted model, not a curated record. Gene Ontology annotation, biological process: nuclear division; microtubule cytoskeleton organization; mitotic cell cycle.
AUGCGUGAAGUUAUCUCAGUCCACGUCGGCCAGGCUGGUGUCCAGAUUGGCAAUGCCUGCUGGGAGUUGUAUACCCUUGAACACAACUUGACUCCUGAGGGUCGUUUCACUGAGGGUGCACCCAGGAAGGCUGGUGACAGUGGACUGUCGACUUUCUUCUCCGAGACUGGCUCCGGGAAGCACGUCCCUCGCUCCCUUUACGUCGAUCUCGAACCUGGUGUCAUCGAGGAUGUGAAGUCGGGACCGUACCGGUCUCUGUUCCAUCCUGAGAGCAUGAUCACUGGCAAGGAGGACGCUGCCAACAACUAUGCUCGCGGUCACUACACCGUCGGAAAAGAGCUUAUUGACCCCGUUAUGGACCGCGUUCGCCGGCUCGCAGACAACUGCAGCGGUCUCCAGGGCUUCUUUGUUUUCCACUCGUUUGGUGGUGGAACUGGCUCUGGGUUCGGCGCCCUUCUCCUGGAACGCCUGUCGGCGGACUAUGGCAAAAAGUCUAAGCUCGAGUUCUGCGUGUACCCUGCUCCCCAGCUGUCGAGCUCCGUUGUUGAGCCGUACAAUUCCGUCCUCACCACCCACACCACCCUUGAGCACUCGGACUGUUCGUUCAUGGUCGACAACGAGGCUAUCUACGACAUCUGCAAGACGCGCCUCGGUGUUUCACAGCCUAGCUUCACUAACCUGAACAGACUGAUUGCUCAAGUCGUCUCCUCGAUCACCGCCUCUCUGCGUUUCGAGGGUUCGUUGAACGUGGACUUGAACGAGUUCCAGACUAACUUGGUCCCCUUCCCCCGGAUCCACUUCCCCCUCGCCACCUACGCGCCAUUACUCUCAGCCGAGAAAGCUACGCACGAGCAGAACUCGGUCGCGGAGAUGACGACCUCUUGCUUCGAGCAGGGCAACCAGAUGGUCAAGUGUGAUCCCAAGGACGGGAAAUACAUGGCCUGCUGCUUGUUGUACCGUGGUGACGUGGCCACCAAGGAGGUGACCGCUGCCGUUGCCACGAUCAAGACCAGGCGGACCAUCCAGUUCGUCGACUGGUGCCCUACCGGUUUCAAGCUUGGUAUUUGCAAUGAGCCCGCUGCUUACGUUCCUGGUGGUGACCUCGCCAAGACGACACGCAACGUGUGCAUGUUGUCGAACACCACUGCCAUCGCUGCCGCGUGGAGUCGGUUAGACCAUAAGUUCGAUCUGAUGUACUCGAAGCGUGCGUUUGUGCACUGGUACGUAGGUGAGGGUAUGGAGGAAGGUGAAUUCUCUGAGGCCCGUGAGGAUCUUGCCACCCUCGAGAAGGACUAUGAGGAAGUCGGCCAGGACUCUGCUGAUGCCGAGGAGGAGGUUGAGUAUUAA